This is a messenger RNA of Aspergillus ibericus CBS 121593, 1867 nucleotides long. RefSeq names its product Zn(II)2Cys6 transcription factor. The record is from RefSeq and is a predicted model, not a curated record. Gene Ontology annotation, cellular component: nucleus. The coding region runs from base 189 to 1826 and encodes 545 amino acids. Gene Ontology annotation, molecular function: transcription cis-regulatory region binding; DNA-binding transcription factor activity, RNA polymerase II-specific; zinc ion binding. Lineage: Eukaryota; Fungi; Ascomycota; Eurotiomycetes; Eurotiales; Aspergillaceae. Gene Ontology annotation, biological process: positive regulation of transcription by RNA polymerase II. The transcript is spliced from 5 exons.
CCCAAGCAAGGCACCGUGGAUUUCAAUGGGGACGACCGAAAUAUACAUAGUACAUCAAUCUAUGCCUUCCAUAGAUCAAGGCCUCUAAUUACCCCCAACCAUAAAGCAUUGACUACUAAGCGACUACACCGAAAGUAUUCUGUACAGUCCAGUGAAACAUAUCAUGUGCCACGGCACAGUUAUAAAGUAUGACUCAGUGCAAUAAGACUACCCAGACCCCGACAAGAAAAAGAUACAGGCGAGAAGGCGCCAAGUGGACUCGGUCGGGCUGCUUGACCUGCAAGCGCCGUCGGAAGCGGUGUGAUGAAACCAAGCCAUGCUGUCAGAGCUGCGCCAGGCUGGGGUUGAAAUGUGAGGGCUACGGCUCGAUGUGGGCAGCGCCUUUGGACCCGUCUGCACAGGUCUUCAGCCAAGACAGAGAAUCCAAGCGGCGGAGAACAAGUACACCCUCUUCCCCAGCUUACUCUCAUGGUACGGCGGAGGAACUGUGGUCGUCUCCGAGCUCACCCUUAUCAAGCAAUGCUUCGACUGCGCCGACAACGCCAUCUGAGCUCGGAAAUACCGGCAUUUACUCCCUAAGUAAUGAAGACAGCGAAGACGGAGAUGGCCAGCUUACAAACAGCGAUGUUAGCCGCUAUGGCGCACUCACUGUUGCUUCACCUAUGCCAAGUAGGGUCUUCAGUCAUCUUUCGCAACUCGAAACACACUAUCUCCAGUAUCACACCGAACUGGGCUCCAAGUUGCUAGCCAACCUCGAAAGUGAUGAUAACCCUCUACGCUCGCUGAUAAUACCCCGAGCCUUAUCAUCAUCCCUUGUAUUGAAGGCCUUGUGUGCGGUGUCUGCGACGCAUUUUGCGAAUCGCUCCCGGGAUAAGGUGGAAGCACAAACUGCUGCUACCAGCUACUAUGUUCGAACGCUGAGUGGGCUGCAGUCGACACUUGCCAAAUAUUCAGCAGGAACCUUUCCCGAUGAGACCAUUCUAGCUGUCGCUCUUCUUUGCAAGUACGAAAUCGUACGUGGAAGCGUUAAGCAAUGGACUGUGCACCUGAAUGCUCUGCAGAAGCUGAUCGUUGCUCGGGGUGGGGUUGGGGCUCUGAGCGAAGACACGAGAGAAUUUGUAUCGGGAUUCUACAUCUAUGCUUAUAACGUGGCCAGGAUCAGCAACCGUAGGCAGAUAAAUUACGACAGGCUCGACAUAUGCAACGUCAAAAUCACCAAACUUGACAUAUACAUCGGCUACGCAGAAGACCUCAUCAAGAUCUGCGCUCAAAUAGCCGAUCUACCCCUGAUGUCUCACGACCCCGUUGCCCUGGGUUUGGAAAUCCAUGGAAUAGAUACAUCGCUUCGCAACUGGACACACACAAAGACGCAAUACGCUAUCCCCAAAGGAAUAACUGAGAUGAACCUCGCUCGCCUGCGCAUGGUAGCUGACUGCUUCCGUGACGCGGCGUAUAUUUAUCUCCAUUCUAUCCUAGAGCAAAUGAGCCAGAGAAUCAUGGAUCCUUUCUCGACAGCAUGGACAACAUUGAUCUCCUUAUCUAGACCAGACGCAUUACAGCAACUCCUAGACAGAAUCAGGAUUACCCCCCUUGAUGAGCACUGUGAAUAUUCUGCUCUUACAUUCCCGCUUUUCAUCGCAGGUUGCGAGAGCAGAGAUGCUAACGAUCGCGAUCUCAUCCUACGUUCCUUAAGCAGGCUAGAGGCAAACUUUGGUAUAGGGAAUGUGAGACGAGCAAAAGACAUGUUGCAUAUUCUGUGGAAGGAAGGGGACAUGCAUUGGUUGGAUAUGUUGGAGCAAUUACAAUGGGACUUGAUUCUUGCCUAAAUAUUGAAUUCAUAGAUAGGUGUAUACGAAGUCAAUGGCGC